Messenger RNA from Linum tenue, 1602 nucleotides. NCBI's taxonomy places the organism in Eukaryota, Viridiplantae, Streptophyta, Magnoliopsida, Malpighiales, Linaceae. The record is from the annotation of a GenBank genome assembly.
UAUAUAUGUAAUUCGAGUGACCAAACAUGUAAUUUAACACAGGAUAACUAUCCCUGUCAAAUUCGCAUUGUUGAGACACACGCCACUCUAAUCAAUCGUCCGAUUCGGAACAAAACUAGGCUGAAAAUUGAACGUACUGAUACCCAGCGACGGCGAUGGUAGGUUCCAAAGCUGCGAUUGAGGUGGCGAAGACGGUCAUCGAGGUGGCCGACGUGGCGUGGACGGCCAUGGAGUUCGGCCACCACCACCAUCUCCACACCCACGAUCAAGAAGAGACCGGUACGCAGGCCAAAGCCGCGGAAUCUAUGUCGGUAGAUGAAGAAUUGGUAGCCCUGAGAUCCGAGAAUCGGCGGUUGAAGAGCUUGCUCGAGCACAAUCUCAAGCUCCUCCAGAAUUUGUCAGAAUCGCCUCCUUUGAUGAGUGAUUGCCCUCCUGAUCUCUAUGCUCGCCUGGCUGCCACUGUGGAUUCUGAAAAAUUCUUGAGCCAGCUUAAAUCCCUCCAAGAGGCAACCAGAAAUGGAGCUACUCCUGGAUUCCCAUUCAAGGAGGCUACAGGUGAUGACUUGCACACUGUGGAAGUUCUUAUUAAGGUUGACCAAGAAGAACCGAGUAGGUGGGUAUGGGUCACUGAAGAAAUGAUUCAUGGCAAUACUGAAGAACACAGUGGGAUAGAUAAUGAGUGCUAUGUGGUCAUCAAUGAGGAUCAGGUGGUUGAUGCAGUUGCUACCUUUAUGGCUAAGUGCAUAACUGCAAACCCAAAAUCUCAGAAACUUUCUCCCGAGGCUCUCCAGAAAGCUUGUGAAUUUGCAGCCAUUACAGAAGCAUUAGGCGGUGGUGGUGUUAGCAAAUUUGAGAGAGCAAUGGGUAUUUGGCAUGCGUGGCAGCUGUUUUAUGCUCUUUCGACCUGGGGAAUUGCAUUGGCAGGUUUGUACAAGACUCGGGCUGUGUGGAAAUAUGCUGCCGUGGGUGUUCACAAAACCAGCAAAGUUGUCCUCAGGGCUCUGUGAAUCAGAGGACCAGACUUCUUGUGUGAUGUAAAUAUAACGAAUUUGCAUGGGGAGCUUUAUGUCGCGAUUUCGAACUAUGUGAUUGUUCAAGCUCUUCUCAAUUGUAUAUAUGUUCUCUGUAAAUAUUAGUGGGAGAUGGUGUUCACAACAUUGUCAUAUUUCAGUUCCUUGUUUGAUUGGAUUGGACAACAGAUCAAAGUAACAUUUCCGGUUACAAACUUUGCUAUCACUAUCAAAAUUCAGCUUCAACAAGAGAUCAAAGGAAGCCCUCCAAAAAUAGAUGAGAAAUUUUGAAUGGUAGUUCUUGGAGCUACUUCCACGUCGAGCAUUCACAUGGCUGCUUCCAGCUCCAGUAAUGGAGAUUGGAACUGAGUUUCGUGGAAGCUCUAAGUGCGUUCUUAUUUCUGCUCCAGAAAAGCUGCAAGUCUUGGUGGGUGAAUCCGGAUGUCUACAUAUCUGCCUCUCCAGUUGAAGUUUCAGAUAGCUUGACAAAUUUGAGACUGAGCUUCUAACAAGAUUUUUAAGAUCUAUGAUUCGGAGGCCUUUCUCUUGCGAUCCGAUGCAGCAUCUAACUGAGCCUUACCAAAGACAGACC